UGGAACAGUCCACUUUAAGUCUUGGAGCGAACCUUCCGAACUUUUCUCAUUUUGUCUUCCAUCGAAGCUACAAACAAGCCGAGAUACUUUUCCAGGUUUCUACACUUCCGUUGAAGUCUAUACCACGACGAAAACAUGCGUGAGUGCAUCUCCGUCCACGUGGGCCAGGCCGGCGUCCAGAUCGGGAACGCCUGCUGGGAACUCUACUGCCUUGAACACGGGAUCCAGCCGGACGGCCAGAUGCCGAGCGACGCGACCAUCGGAGGAGGAGACGACUCGUUCAACACCUUCUUCAGUGAGACCGGGGCGGGGAAGCACGUCCCCAGAGCCGUCUUUGUGGACCUGGAGCCCACCGUCAUCGAUGAAGUGCGCACCGGCACCUACAGGCAGCUGUUCCACCCCGAGCAGCUGAUCACCGGGAAGGAGGACGCCGCUAACAACUACGCCCGGGGACACUACACCAUCGGGAAGGAGAUCAUCGACCCGGUUCUGGACAGGAUCCGCAAACUGGCGGACCAGUGCACCGGGCUUCAGGGCUUCCUGGUCUUCCACAGCUUCGGUGGAGGAACCGGCUCCGGUUUCACCUCCCUGCUGAUGGAGCGCCUGUCCGUGGACUACGGCAAGAAGUCCAAGCUGGAGUUCGCCGUCUACCCGGCGCCUCAGGUGUCUACGGCCGUGGUGGAGCCCUACAACGCCAUCCUCACCACCCACACCACCCUGGAGCACUCGGACUGCGCCUUCAUGGUGGACAACGAGGCCAUCUACGACAUCUGCCGCAGGAACCUGGACAUCGGCCGUCCCACCUACACCAACCUGAACAGGCUGAUCAGCCAGAUCGUGUCCUCCAUCACCGCGUCUCUGCGCUUCGACGGCGCUCUGAACGUGGACCUGACGGAGUUCCAGACCAACCUGGUGCCGUACCCCCGCAUCCACUUCCCCCUGGCCACCUACGCCCCGGUCAUCUCCGCCGAGAAGGCGUACCACGAGCAGCUGACCGUGGCCGAGAUCACCAGCGCCUGCUUCGAUUCGGCCAACCAGAUGGUGAAGUGCGACCCUCGCCACGGCAAGUACAUGGCGUGCUGCCUGCUGUACCGCGGCGACGUGGUGCCCAAAGACGUCAACGCCGCCAUCGCCGCCAUCAAGACCAAGCGCAGCAUCCAGUUCGUGGACUGGUGUCCCACCGGCUUCAAGGUGGGCAUCAACUACCAGCCUCCCACCGUGGUUCCUGGAGGAGACCUGGCCAAGGUGCAGAGGGCCGUGUGCAUGCUCAGCAACACCACGGCCAUCGCCGAGGCCUGGGCCCGGCUCGACCACAAGUUUGACCUCAUGUACGCCAAGAGGGCCUUCGUCCACUGGUACGUGGGCGAGGGCAUGGAGGAGGGGGAGUUCUCCGAGGCCCGCGAAGACAUGGCCGCCCUGGAGAAGGACUACGAGGAGGUGGGAGUCGACUCCAUCGAGGGAGAAGAUGAGGAGGGGGAGGAGUACUAGACGGGCCGGCCGGUCCAAAGCCUCCAUGUUUUCAUUUAAGUUGAAGCAAAAGUCACCAAAGUCUUUCUUUCUCUUCCUCUGAGCUUCAUCUGCUCAGACGUGUUUUAAGAAUUACUUUUAUUAACGUUUUAAAUAGUUUUAAGGCAAAAAAAGUUCUGGAUUUUACCUAUUUAUCUUCUUCUGAGCUUCAUCUGCUUAGAUGUGUUUUAAGAAAAAGUUUUAUUUACCUUUUAAAUUGUUUUAAGGCAAAAAAGUUCUGGAUUUUACCUCUUUCUUGUUCUUCCUCUGAGCUUCAUCUGCUCAGACGUGUUUUAAGAAAACGUUUUAACAUUUUAAAUAGUUUUAAGGCAAAAAAGUUCUGGAUUUUACCUAUUUAUCUUCUUCUGAGCUUCAUCUGCUCAGACGUGUUUUAAGAAUUAGCUUUAUUAACGUUUUAAAUAGUUUUAAGGCAUAAAAGUUCUGGAAUUUACCUCUAAAUUCUCUUCCUCUGAGCUUCAUCUGCUCAGACGUGUUUUAAGAAUAAGUUUUAUUUACAUUUUAAAUACUUUUAAGGCAUAAAAAGUUCUGGAUUUUACCUCUAAAUUCUCCCUGUGGCUCUUGAACAAGGCAGCAGCAACAGUACUGUAGAAAUCUAUUUCAUGUUAAUCUGUCCUCAAAGUCCUAUGGAAUAAAA
Messenger RNA from Fundulus heteroclitus (mummichog), 2161 nucleotides. RefSeq names its product tubulin alpha-1B chain-like. Bases 136 to 1488 code for a protein of 450 amino acids. The transcript has 4 exons. The record is from RefSeq and is a predicted model, not a curated record. Gene Ontology annotation, molecular function: GTP binding; structural constituent of cytoskeleton. NCBI's taxonomy places the organism in Eukaryota, Metazoa, Chordata, Actinopteri, Cyprinodontiformes, Fundulidae. Gene Ontology annotation, biological process: mitotic cell cycle; microtubule cytoskeleton organization. Gene Ontology annotation, cellular component: cytoplasm; microtubule.